Molecule: messenger RNA, 8010 nt
Organism: Paramuricea clavata
Lineage: Eukaryota; Metazoa; Cnidaria; Anthozoa; Malacalcyonacea; Plexauridae
Source: the annotation of a GenBank genome assembly
AUGGUUUUAUUGUUAGAAAUUCCACGACAAAAGCGAAGAUUAUUUGAACUGCUUUGCAAUACUGCAUUGUAAGUAAUUGUUGGAUUAUUGCAGAACAUUUCUAUCAGUUCUAAUCUGUUCUUCGUAGAGGUCCAAUAAUGCCAUCUCUUAUUCAUCCAGUUGGUUCCUACAGGAAGAAACCAAAACUAAACUGACUUAAUUCAUACUUGAUAGCUCUAUCAGUUCCAAACUCGUCUUUUUAUAGAGGUCCAAGUAAAGCUCAUCUCUUAUUGAUACAGUGUUACUACAAGAGGAAACCUAAACUAAACUUAAUUUAUUUAUACUGGAUGGUUUUAUCAGUUCUAAAAUGUUCUUCCUAUAGAGGUCCAGUAAAGGCCAUCUCUUUAUCCACUUAUUACUACAGGAGAAAAACCGGCAGUGUUUCAAAGUCAAACUGAAAACACUCAUUAUUAGCAACUCUAUUUUCACUUAGGAAUAGUCCCGAUGAGGAUCCUGAAACAUCAAAAGAGUUCAAACUAAAGUUCUGUCGCAGUCCAGUUGAGAUAUUGAGCACAGAUUUGGGAAGAGUAUCUGGAAUUAAAUUUGAAAUAAAUAAUCUGAUAGAGGUAUACGACAUUCAGACUCAGUUAGGAUUGGAUGUAGGAUUAGGAAAAAGGGUUUGAUUUUGGGGGUAUGACGAUGAUCUUCGCUCAAAACAUCGAUCGGAAGUGUUUUUCAGAUUUUUCAGGUAGUUCAGAUAUAGAUAUACAAACCACGGUAGCUUAUUGUAGAAUACUACAUAUACCCUACACUAAACUCUCGCACUGGAGAUGUUUUUUAGACCAAACUACAGUUUAAUUGUAAAAUUACUAUACCUACACUGCCCACGUCUAAGAUAUCUUUUUCAGGUAGUUCAGACACAAUAAACCACAACAUCUUAUUGUAGAAUACUACUACCCACACUGGAUCAUCACAUUUCAGAUAUCUUUUUCAGGUAGUUCAGACACAAACCACGACAGCUUAUUGUAGAAUACUACCUACACUGGACCACCACUUUUGAGAUAAAGUCAUUUUAUGUUUUUGCUAGACUGGCGAUGGAGCUGUUAGGGCAGAACGCUGUGGAAAAAUGGAAAUUUUGAACUGUGGUCUGGUGAGUGUUUAUUCCCAAAUGGAUGUCAAGCAAUUUCUUUCUGAAAGAAAAGAGUAUUACCUGUAACUAUUUUUAUAUUUUAAUCGCGUGUUUUUAUUACAUUUUUCUUCAGAUAUUCCGAAGUAUUGGUUACCGUAGCGUCGCUAUUGAUAAUGAUAUACCAUUUGAUGAUAAAAAUGGUGUCGUAUCUUGUGAAUCUAAUGAUGGUCACGUGGCUGGAUUACCAGGUAUUACUGAUUACGUUUACCCUAAACCGAGAAAUCCAGCAAAUUCUACAUUUUCUUAGGCUAAAACCAUGAUUUUACUCGGAGCCAAUAAAGCUAUGUGGUUGGUUUAUUCUAUUGUUCCACUUUUCAAUUUUAUUGUUCUAUGCAAGUUAUUCUAAUAUAUGCAAAAACUUUAAAAUCGAAAUACUAAAAAUUCUUCUAUUGUUGAUACUGAAUCAAUUCGUCCGAAAUUUUCAGAGUUUAUUUAUUGGCAACAGAGCCAUAUCGUGAACCUAAAGAAAUUCAUAUAUGAGCGUUAUUCAUUGCAAGCGAUGAGAACCCUUAUACGAAUUAUUUUCCAUAUAUGUCUAUAAAAAAGUAAAACAUGAAGGCCUUAUUCUAAGUUACUGAUCCUGUGUCUGCCAAGCAUAAUCUAUCAUACUUGACUCAAAUAUGAUGGAAAAAGCUUUAAUUUGAAAAAAAAAAUUUUCACGGUGGAAGACCACCUUAACCCAAAUGCAUGGGGUUAAAUCUAGGUUAACGACGAAAAUUUUAACCAGAAUGUUUUAGGAGUGUGCUAUAUAGAGUAAAGUGUACUACUAUUAAUGAAAAUUACAUAUAUUGCUUACAGGUGUUUAUUGCUGUGGUUGGGUACGAACUGGACCAACUGGUGUCAUUUUAAGCACGUUGAAUGAAGGAAGAGAAACCGCUAAAGUGGUCGUGAAAGAUUUAAAUGAAGGUGCCAUAUUACGUAAUAUAUCAACUCCGACUAUGAUGACUUUUCCAGAUAUCCAGUCCGCGCAAUUGUAAAACUCUGAUAUGACAUCUCAUUACAUACGAAUAAUAAUAACGGCUUAUUGACCGAGCGUGAGGUCUGUACUGUGAAAUAUCAGACCGAGGUUUUUAAACAGAGGUCUGAUAUUUCACAGUACAGACCGAACAAGCGAGGUCAAUAAUCGGUGUAUUAUAUGGCUGAACUGAGUCUGUGAGCAUAUGCUUUUCGCGCUAGUUAAAUCGGCUAUCGUCAGUUUCACUGGGUAACAAUAUACGGUAGGCAUGCAUGCUCAAUCAAAAACAAUUUGGUUGUUUGAAAUUUUAUCUGUAAAUUUUAAUGACACACAAUUGGAAAAUUAAGAAGCAAAAAUUUUUUCUGUUUGCAAAGCAAAAAUUUCGCGCCAGAUAAACGACAUCCGGGACACCGGUCCAGAUACGGAAAAUACGGACCACGGUCCGGAUAUGGGUUUUUACGGACAGCUUGUCAACCAAUCAGAAUAGAGAAUUUUGAAAAACCAUAUAAUAAUACACUUUAUUUUCAUUGGGUGACUGGAUUUACACAAAGUAAUUUUCGUCCAGGCCCAACAUUUUGAAACAAUUUAAGUCACUACUACUUAAAGUGACGUGAAUUAAUUUUGAUCCAGUCCAAGGACUGAAUUCAUUUUGAUCUAGUUCAAGAACUGAAUUAAUUUUGAUUUGCCAGACUCACUACUUUUGUACUAUUAGGGACCAACGACCAAUUGUCCGAAAAUUCGCUGUCCUCAACGUGCACAAGUUUGCGUAAACAUGAACGCAAAGAUAGAAUAGAGAUUUUUGCCGAGUUUUUAGAUCAUGUCUUGAUUGACUAUGAAACACGUUAGUUGACAGGGUGUUAGCUACAGUAAAAAGAUUGGCGUUAUAUAUACGCCGUUUUCACAAUUACGUUUUGCCAGAGAUUUCACAAUUUAGAUAGCCAAAAUUGGGAACCAGAUAAGUAGCCUAAUAUGUAUAUUUGUUUGUUUUUGGUACGCAAAACAAUGUCAGGUGACUUGCACUUCAAAAGUUUCAAUUCAGCUCAGCUGGCGCUAGGCCACGAGAACGUCACUCAAUAAGAAACACGACAUUCCUUAACUCCGGUCUGAAUGUCGCAGGCUAACUGAAAUUCCCAAUUUCAUUAAAUUGCCGAACUUUUUAAUCUUCUGGCUAACACCCUGGUUGACUAGGUUUCUGCCCAUAACAAAUGCUUCACCUUUUUGCAGGAAAGUUUCCUGGCAUUACUAUGGGAAAUAAAGGUUUCCCAACAAUCACAACUCUUCUUAAAUCUCGAGGUAUUUCUAAAUCUUUUUUCUACAAAUUUUAUGCUAUUCUUGACUUGCAAUCAGUCCCUUGAGAAUUAGAAGACAAUGGCGCGGCGGCCAUGUUGAUGCCAAAUUCAAAAGAAGUUAAUGAGAUUCUUUUGUUGAAAGGGACCAACAUGGCCGUCGCCCACAUCAGUGCAAGUCAAGAAUAACGUUCAUGCAAAGAAACUUCACACUAUUUCUUAUCAUUGCAUUCUAAAGAAAAUUCACAAUAACUGGUAAGAUACUUUGCCAAACUAUCUUAGCUUGUUCCUUUCUAUAUACUUUCGUUGCUUUUUUGUCAUUUUUGUUUUGUUGUAGUAUAUGCUAAAACCAUAGAACAGUUAUUCACCUCAGCCGUUGGUGACUAGUCUGGGGCCGGUUGUAUAAAAAAGUGAUUAAAGUUAACUAUAGUUAUUAAAAUGGGAACGUCAUCCAAUAAGAAGCGCCUAUUUGAGAGUUAAUCACUAUUUAACUACAAAAUAGUGAUUAAAAAAGUGAUUAAGAGUUUUAUACAACCGGCCACUGGUGACUAUACAGGGUGUAUAAAAAAAAGGAGACCUUUAGAAAUCAACCAUACUGUUAAAAUUUGAAUGCCUUUUCCAUUGCACCGUAGUACGUGAAAUAUUGAUGGGGUGCAUAUAUUAGAAAAAGGAGACCUUUAGAAUUUAAAAUAACGUUUAAACAAAAGAUUGUCUGCUCCUGGGAACAAUCUGCCAUGCAUAUUGUACGUAGAUCGCAUAUUCGCAUGUUACGCACUCGUGGGCUUAGCAAAGUGCUACAGGAUUCAAAUGUUAAAUGGUUGAUUUCUAAAGGUCUCCUUUUUCUAAUAUAUGCACUCAAUCAAUAUUUCACGCACCACGGUUCAGCAUAUAUGUGCAAUUGAAAUGGCAUUCAAAUUUUAACAAUAUGCUUGAUUUCUAAAGGUCUCCUUUUUUUUAUACACCCUGUAUACCUGUAGAGCGUUUGCACAUUGAUGUCACAGCCGCCAUGUUGGUGUUCCAAUUCAAAAUAAUUUUAAUUAGAAUUUUUUGUCUGGAAUACCAACAUGGCCGCCAUGGCUUUUGUUGAGUUGGUCCCUGGGGAAUGAGUGCAAACGCUCUAUUCACCUCCACUUCGGCGGUGAAUAAUUGUUAAUUAUUCUUGUAUUUUUUAGGGAUAAAUCCAGUAUCUUUCGCUCAGUGGGAACGUAUUGACACACACGAACAGGAAUUGGGCAGCAGCAGAAGAAAGCCGAGAGAAAAAAUUGUGGAUACUGAGACACUUCUUAGUUUAGCGCAUGAAAUUGUCUAACAAUCAUGAUCAGUAGACAAAUUUGGCUAAAACAUUUGUUUAUACCCAAUUCAAAAAUUUAGGCCACUCACAUGCCCAGUUAACUAUUGUUCUAGUUUACAGAAGCACAGUCUAUGCCAUAGAAAUUCUAUGAUAGAAUAGAACAAAGGUAACUAUGCUUUAGAAUUAUCUAUAUGAAUGAAUAUUAACUCUUAUACUGUAUACAGGGUGUCUAAAAAAAGUUGACAUUAUACAAUUACUUUAUGGUUUCCGUGUUUGGAUGGCCUGAUCCAAACACGCGGGAAUGUUGCGAGAGUUAAGAAAAGCGAGCGAAAUCACGAGCCGAAGGCGAGUGAUUUUGCCCGCUUUUCUUAACUCGAGCAACAUUCCCAAGUGUUUGGAUCAGUCCAUCCAAACACGGAAACCAUGUAAUUGUUUUAUAAAAUAACAACAACACGGUAGUCUUCCGUGUUUGGAUGGCCUGAUCCAAACACGGCUUUCGACCAAUCAGAAUACGCGUUAUAUACAUGUUAUUUUAUAAAGAAAUUCACCUCAUUGUUAUAAUUUGAAUGCCUGAGUCCUAUACUGAACCCAUUUAAAAAUUUUUGGUAUCGUUCAACAUAUGAAUAUGAUUAUGUGCUGAUUAAUUUAACGCAGCCCGUAAAACAGUAAAAACUCGUUGCUCUUUAGUCAGUUGAACCAUUUUUAAUCGAACUGACAGAACUAAUUUCUAGUCGUUUUAACUUUCAAUUAGAAUUUUCAUGUACAAUUUAUGCAGUUUUAAUAUGCUUUUAUUUAAUUACAAGGCAUUAAUUCUAAACUCCCAGAGAUAAUGAAGUUUGGCCUUGGGUGUUUACAACAAAAAGGGUAAUUUCUACGAGGUUCACUUUUUUUGUAUGGACACCCUGUAUAAUUCUGAUGCUUUAUAGGGGCUGAUUACAUGGUAACCUGGUUGAAAUUUUUUGCCAUUACAUGGACGAUUUCAACCCCGGGGUUGAAAUGCCAUACGUUCCCGGCAUUGAUUUCCGGAAGUAAAUUCAACCCCGGGGUUGAAAAUGCUCCAUAUGAUCGGCCCCUCACUUACCUUUGUUCUAUUCUAUGCUUCUGUCAACUAGAACAACGGUAACUAGGCAUGUGAGUGAUCUAAAGUUGUGAAAUGGGUAGCAACGAUGUAAACAGCGUUAGCUUUACAACGUUAGCCAAAUUUGUCUAUGUGUGCACGAAACAAUGGCGCGACAUCGAGGCUGAAAAUGUCUAGUGAUGUACCGAUAUCCAUACAUAUCCAUAUCGGACUGGAUAUCGAUAUAUCAGCCCUAUGUUCAGCCAAUAUACCGAUAUUGUGUUAUAAUAAGUUUAUAAAAUAUAUUUUAAAUUUACAAUAUAUUUUGGAUUUCAGUUAUUAAACACAACUCAGUGACCCGAAUGUAUCAAUGUUAAAUUGAAUAUCAAAACAUUUAAUUUUCCAUUAAGGUUUUGAAUGGUUUUUAAAGAUUUACCAUGUAUACUAUCAAUCUAAAAACUGAACUCUUACUAUUAUUGGUUAUUUAUUAUAGAUUUUCCAUGUGUAAAUUGGUAAAAACUAUGUUGUUUAAUAGUUACCAUGAUUAAUGGUAUUUCCUGUGCACAUGAAAAAAUAAAGUACCAUUAAUGGUAAACAUGGUCUUUACUAAUUUACCAUAUGGGAUAUCUAUAAUAACCAAUGAAUGGUAAGAGUUCAGUUUUUCUCUCAAUCAUGUGGAGUUCCUCAUGGGUAAGGUAUAUUUUACAGAUAGAAACUUUUAUUUAGUAACAAUAUUAACUGUUAUCAUUAGGAGCCCUACAUAUACAAUAUGAACUAAGUAUUAAAAAUUACAACAAAUGGUAUUACCUAUUAUUAUAAAGAUAUUAAUACAUACAUAUAAGGGACGGACCAUUAGAAAAGUGAUGGGGGGGGGGGUAAAUUUUUUUUGUUUGCAUUUUUUUCCAGGUUGUCAGCUGUGUAUGCAUGUUUUUUUUAAACAUGUCUUCUCGCAUGCAAUUUUUUUUCCAAUACAACUAUACAAAUGUUAACGAAACUGUUCUCUUGACAAAAAAAUAUCCCUUUAAUACACACUGCAAAAUUAUAUCUUUAAGCGCCAUAUAUGGACAAGUUUUCUAGGGGUCCAGAGCUUGCUCACCCAGAAAAUUUUUUAAUCUAAAUUCUCUGAAAUACCAUUUCCCGGACUUUGGGGAGAGAUUUUACAGAAUUCUGAUGGUCAGAAAACGCCAUUGUAACAUAUCAGAGGCCCUUGGCCAAUGUUUUUGCUCUAUAGCCUGAGCCUGGGCCCCCCCAUUUGCGGGCCCAUUGGGGUUGGGGGCCCCCGGAUUCUCCCAGUCCGAGCCCAUAGUAGUUACGCCACUGAGGACAGUGGCAGUGUGAAUGAGAAUUAAUUAUUAAAUACAAUAGAAAAUAUUUGGAUAGUAUAUAAUAAAACUACAUAAGAGUUACUGUUAAUAUUGAAAGAAAUUGCAUAUUAAUAUAUUAUAUAUUUUGAUAUAUUUAUAUUCUGAAACAUUCCAAAGAUUUAGAUCAAUUUUGUCUGAUGUACAUUUAAAAUUAAAGUUCUAUUGUUGUUCUGUUUGUAAUUUUUUUUUAAACAAGUCUGUUUGCAUGUAUUUUUUUUCAAACCUUUUUUGUUUGCAUGGAUUUUUUUUCUGUUUUUUUCCCCACCCUCCCCAUCACUUUUCUAAUGGUCCGUCCCUAUUACUAAACAUGCUAAUUUGACUGAUCGUUCUUCCAGCGAUUAAAGACCACACAUCCAUGAUAAUAAAAUGAUUUUUUUAGAUGAUUUUAACCUAACACUCGGCGGGUGAAGCAGACCACUCUGUCUAGUAACCCGCUUAAUUAAAUCAAUCUAAAAAUAAUUGGUAAAAAUAAAAGCAUUUUCUAACUAACUUCAGGGUAUGUUUCUCACGUCUGUUUUCCAAGGUAUCGUAUCCUGAGUUGAUCUAAUGCCUCAUCACUACUAUAGAGGACUUCAUUAUCAUGCGAGCAGCUCUCCUUUGCAGUUUUUCAAUCACAUCAGUAUUCACCUUGCCACAACAUUUCCAUACAGUACUACAAUAGUCAAUUAUAGGUAAAAUUAAUGACUUGAAUAUUGUGCUUGGAAUGCCUCAGGGGUAUACGCCUAUGAAAAAUAUCUAUCCGCGAAACCUAGGGGAGUGUGCGGAUAUUAAGUGGAAUAGCCCAAUAACGAUUUAAAGCCCCAGUCUUGAACGAGGAUGAGAGUUGAUGAGAGUUGGCAGUCACCGAGUCACGCAUUGUUACGUUACGCCGGGGAGAUAUUUGAAGCUA